AUGGCCGCUAGAGAGAGGGAGGAGCAAGCCACUGGAGAAAACGGCAAGGCAAGAGCGUCUUCGUCUGCCGCGAGCGAAGAGCCUCCACCGAGAACCCGGCCCCCAUCCCCGCCUCCCGUCCCCCCACGGGAAGCUCAUCCAGGGAUAGCCGGCUGCCGGUCUGUCUAUUGCUAUGAGAGGCUCAAUCACAUCGAGGAAGGGUCCUAUGGUGUCGUCUUCAGAGCCAGGGACAAGGAGACGGGCGAGAUUGUCGCGCUCAAGAAGCUCAAGAUGGACAAGGAGACAAAUGGGUUUCCCAUCACCAGCCUGCGAGAGAUCCGGACGCUGAUGGAAGCAGCCCACGAGAAUGUGGUGCGGGUGCGAGAAAUUGUCGUGGGCGAUACUCUGACACAGAUCUUCAUCGUCAUGGACUUUAUCGAACACGACCUCAAGACGCUAUUGCACACCCAGACCACGCCAUUUCUUGCCUCGGAGGUCAAGACGCUGAUGCGUCAGCUCCUGAGCGCCAUCUCGCUGCUUCAUCGGAAUUGGAUCAUUCACCGGGACCUUAAGACAAGCAAUCUUCUCAUGAACAACCGGGGUCAGAUCAAGCUGGCCGACUUUGGGCUGGCGAGAAUGUACGGCGAACCGACAGGGGAAAUGACGCCCCUCGUCGUCACACUCUGGUACCGGGCUCCGGAGCUCCUACUAGGCGCAGAGACGUACGACACGGCCAUUGACAUGUGGAGCAUCGGCUGCAUCUUCGCGGAGCUCAUCACCAAGGACCCUCUCCUCCCAGCUCGAAAUGAGACAGAGCAGAUAUACAAGAUCUUUCGACUGCUCGGGUAUCCUACCGAGGAUUCUUGGCCUGGCGUCACGUCUCUUCCUAACGCACCGUCGCUUCUUUCCAAAGGAUCUGCGCUCCCGCCGUACAGCCAGCUCCGUAAAAAGUUCCCCUACAGCACCGAGCAGACCAUUGACCUGCUCCAGAAGCUCCUAACGCUCGAUCCCCGCCGUCGAAUCACGGCAGACGAAGCGCUCCAGCAUCCGUACUUUCGCGAGUCGCCCGCGCCCGCCCAUCCAGAUACCUUUGGAAGCUUUCCGAGCGUCGCCGCGGGUGAGAGGAAGCGCAGCGCCUCUCCGAACGCGCCCCACCGAGUGGCAGACCAGAAGCUGGCCUACCAGCUCGAGAUGGACCUUUGA
Molecule: messenger RNA, 1182 nt
Organism: Acaromyces ingoldii
Lineage: Eukaryota; Fungi; Basidiomycota; Exobasidiomycetes; Exobasidiales; Cryptobasidiaceae
Product: Pkinase-domain-containing protein
Exons: 4
Coding region: 1-1182 (393 amino acids)
Biological process (GO): regulation of mitotic cell cycle; protein phosphorylation
Cellular component (GO): nucleus
Molecular function (GO): ATP binding; cyclin-dependent protein serine/threonine kinase activity
Source: RefSeq, a predicted model, not a curated record